AUGCGCUGGGAAGAACGCUGCGGUGUGAAAACCGAUGGCGUGCUUAUGCAGGCUGACUUCACUCACCUGCAAAAUGGAUCAAGGUUAAAUGGACAGUACCGUAUCCACACCGGUUUACAACACCAGAUAAUUUGGCCAUGCCAGCCCAGCUGCGUGCCGCUGGAUGAGAAACUCCUCCCAGAGCUACUUCAAGAGGCAGGAUACGUUACUCACAUGGUGGGGAAGUGGCAUUUAGGGAUGUACAGAAAAGAAUGCCUUCCAACCCACAGAGGAUUUGACACUUACUUUGGCUAUCUUCUGGGGAGUGAGGAUUAUUAUUCUCAUGACCGUUGUGUCCUCAUCAAAGCGAAGAACAUAACACGCUGCGCUGUGGACUUUCGAGAUGGAGAAGAAGUUGCAACUGGGUUUAAAAAUGUGUACUCUACUAAUUUAUUCACAGAAAGAGCUAUAGAUCUUAUAGCAAAUCACAAUACUGAGAAGCCCCUCUUCCUCUACCUCGCAUUUCAGUCUGUCCAUGAACCUCUUGAGGUCCCUGAAGAAUACAUGAAACAAUAUUCUUCCAUUAAAGAUUUAAAGAGGCGCCAUUAUGCAGGGAUGGUGACUCUUAUGGAUGAAGCUGUAGGAAAUCUUACUGAUGCUCUGAAAAAAUAUGGUCUCUGGGACAACACAGUUCUAGUUUUCUCUACUG
Merops nubicus (carmine bee-eater) is the source of this 688-nucleotide messenger RNA. RefSeq names its product arylsulfatase B (gene ARSB). The transcript has 5 exons. NCBI's taxonomy places the organism in Eukaryota, Metazoa, Chordata, Aves, Coraciiformes, Meropidae. The annotation marks the transcript as partial. The record is from RefSeq and is a predicted model, not a curated record.